Molecule: messenger RNA, 6566 nt
Organism: Platichthys flesus (European flounder)
Lineage: Eukaryota; Metazoa; Chordata; Actinopteri; Pleuronectiformes; Pleuronectidae
Gene: prkd1
Product: protein kinase D1
Exons: 20
Coding region: 138-2627 (829 amino acids)
Biological process (GO): protein phosphorylation
Molecular function (GO): ATP binding; protein serine/threonine kinase activity
Source: RefSeq, a predicted model, not a curated record
CGCUCGUCUUCACUUCCUGUUGAUGGUUGUCUGUGUCGGGUCAACCUGUCGGUAUUCACUCUGCUCUCCCUCUCUCUCUCUCUCUCUCUCGCUCUCUCUCUCUCUCUCUCCAGUUACCAGAGUGUGGCUUCUAUGGGAUGUAUGAGAAGAUCCUGCUGUUCCGCCAUGACCCGACGUCGGAGAACGUUCUGCAGCUGCUGCGCUCGGCCGCUCAGAUCCAGGAGGGAGACCUGGUGGAGGCCGUGCUGUCAGCUUCAGCCACAGUGGAGGACUUCCAGAUCCGUCCCCACUGUCUGUUUGUCCACUCGUACCGAGCGCCGGCCUUCUGUGACCACUGUGGAGAGAUGCUGUGGGGACUCGUCCGACAGGGACUCAAGUGUGAGGGCUGUGGUCUGAACUAUCACAAGCGCUGUGCCUUUAAGAUCCCGAACAACUGCAGCGGGGUGCGGCGGCGGCGGCCGUCCAACAUCUCCCUGACGGGGGGGCUGAUCAACAUGGGCCGCCCCCUCUCUGCGGAGCCCUCCCCUCCCCACUACACCGAUGAGGCGUUACUGUCUCCGGUCAGUCCCAGCAUGGAGCAGAAGAACCAGUUGGAGUACUUCCCCAGCAGAGAGCGUCGCUCCAGCUCCCAGUCGCACAUCGGCCGCCCCAUCGAACUGGACAAGAUCUUUCUGUCGAAGGUCAAAGUUCCUCACACCUUCCUCAUCCACUCGUACACCCGACCCACCGUCUGCCAGCACUGCAAGAAGCUGCUGAAAGGCCUCUUCAGACAGGGACAGCAGUGUAAAGAUUGUAAAUUUAACUGUCACAAGCGAUGUGCUCCCAAAGUGCCGAACAACUGCCUCGGAGAAGUCUCCAGGAACGGAGAGCUCCUUAGCCCGGGGGGGGAGUCAGAUGGCAUCAUGGCGGAGGGUUGCAUGGACGACCAUGACAUGGACAGAGGCGGCGGCCUGUUGGACGACAAUGAUGAAGCACUGACAUCGGAGGGGGGUCUGUUGCUGGACCCGGGGCAAAGUGACCUCUGCGACCUUCAUGACCCCGACCUGGACGAGUCCAACCGGGCCAUCAGCCCGUCCACCAGUAACAACAUCCCUCUGAUGCGAGUGGUUCAGUCCGUCAAACACACAAAGAGGAAGACCAGCAACGUGAUGAAGGAGGGUUGGAUGGUCCACUGCACCAGCAAGGACACUAUGAGGAAAAGACAUUACUGGCGGUUGGACAGUAAAUGCAUCACGUUGUUUCAGAGCGACACCGGGAGUAAAUACUUUAAGGAGAUCCCUCUGUCAGAGAUCUUGUCUCUGGAACCGGCCCGGACCGUCUCUCUGCUCCCUGAUGGCUCCAACCCUCACUGCUUCGAGAUCUCCACGGCGUCCCUGGUAUACUUUGUGGGCGAGAACCUGUCGAGGGCGGAGUCGAGCGUUGGCGGCAGCAGCGUCCUGGUCAGUGGCGUGGGGCAGGACGUGGCUCGGAUGUGGGAGAUGGCCAUUCAGCACGCUCUGAUGCCGGCGGUGUCCACAGGAGUGUCUCAUGGUUCUCACCAGAGUGGACACAAGGAAGUUUCCAUCAGCAUUUCAGUGUCUAACUGUCAGAUCCAGGAGAACGUGGACAUCAACUCCGUGUAUCAGAUCUUCCCCGACGAGGUUCUCGGCUCGGGACAGUUUGGCAUCGUCUACGGAGGUAAACACAGGAAGUCCGGCCGAGACGUGGCCAUCAAGAUCAUCGACAAACUGCGUUUCCCCACAAAACAGGAGAGUCAGCUGCGCAACGAGGUGGCCAUACUGCAGAGCCUGCACCACCCGGGCGUGGUCAACCUGGACUGCAUGUUCGAGACCCCGGAGCGGGUGUUCGUGGUGAUGGAGAAGCUCCACGGGGACAUGCUGGAGAUGAUCCUGUCCAGUGAGAAGGGGCGCCUGCCGGAGAGGGUCACCAGGUUCCUGGUCACGCAGAUCCUCGUCGCUCUGCGUCACCUCCACAUCAAGAACAUCGUCCACUGUGACCUGAAGCCUGAGAACGUCCUGCUGGCGUCUGCAGACUCCUUCCCUCAGGUGAAGCUCUGUGACUUCGGCUUCGCUCGGAUCAUCGGUGAGAAGUCGUUCCGGCGCUCGGUGGUCGGCACGCCGGCGUACCUCGCCCCCGAGGUCCUGAGGAACAAAGGCUACAACCGCUCGUUGGACAUGUGGUCGGUCGGAGUCAUCAUCUACGUGAGCCUCAGCGGGACGUUUCCGUUCAAUGAAGACGAAGACAUCAACGAUCAGAUCCAGAACGCCGCCUUCAUGUACCCUCCUCACCCCUGGAAGAAGAUCUCCCAGGAAGUGAUCGACCUGAUUAACAACCUGCUGCAGGUGAAGAUGAGGAAGAGGUACAGCGUGGAUAAGACCCUCAGUCACCCCUGGCUCCAGGACUACCAGAUGUGGCUGGACCUGAGGAACCUGGAGUCCCGCAUGAACGAGCGCUACAUCACCCACGAGAGCGAUGACCUGCGCUGGCUCCACCACGCCCAGCUCAGCGGCCUGGACUUCCCCCCCCACCUGAGCAACGGCCCGCGCAGCGACGCCGCCCACGGGCUGGAGCGCCACCAGGAGCAGGAGGAGCUGGAGACCCUCAGCGAGAGGGUCAGUGAGCUCUGAGGACCAGAGGUCGCCCAGAGGUCAACCAGAGGUCAACCAGAGGAAACAGGAAGUAGAUGAACUGAAGAGGGAGCAGGAGAUCAACACAGUGAAGUUUAGAGAUGAUCCGAUUGUAGAGAUCUGUCCUUCAUGAAACCGGUUCCAGAUCCUGGACUUGGAAAAUCACAACAACUUAAAGAAUGAAUUUUAACAGCGGUUUGUCAGUAACCCUGCAAGAACUUUUAAAAACAAAUACAGAGACCUGUUAUUAUCUAGUUGUUAUCUAGUUUAUACAGAACUGAAAAAGAAAAAUGCAGUUUUUUCUCGGUGAAUCUGAUACUUUAAAUACGUGGUAUCGGAGCGGCACGUACAUUUGUGUACUCGACAAUCACCAAGCUGUGUUGUCAUCACUAUCGAAGGUACUUGUGAUGCUGGUCUCGUAUCCCAACAUCUCUAGAAUUUUAUAAAGAAGUAGAAACGACUCGCAGAGAGAACGUUUAUGAAAAUUAUUUGGAAACUAAAGCUUUAAACUUACCAAGGUUUUAUGAAGUAAAACUGUGAAACUUUUGUGAUUCUGAGGUCGGUGCUUCCUCAGUAAAAUCCAGUUAUUUCCUUUAAAUUCGAGAUCCCUGCUUUAUGAGGUAAAGAUGUCAUAACUUUUAGAUUUAUUGACACAACAAGAUAAAGAUCUUUUAAUUAUUAUAAAUUUAUAUGAAAAAUCCCAAGGUUUGGAUUUCAAGUCCUUGUUUUGUUAUCACUUGGUAAAGAUGCUCUAAUUAUAUCUUGAUAUUAUCUGAUACUUGUUUUGUGAUAAUGAGGAAAGAAUUUCAGUUUUAUUUUAUUUAUAUUUCUUCCGUCUCAUUAUUACUUUGCAAGAAUCUCAUUUUUCCCUGAAAUAAAUAAGAGAACAAAAAAAUAAUUUAGGAUAACAAACCUGGAGCCGUCCUGAGUGGAGAGGGUUCUUCAGCACGUUCACUCGUGAUGCACAGGAAACCUCGACCUGACCCACAGCUCCGGUUUCAUCACCUCUGACUUCGUCGGCCAUAUUGUUUGUGGUAACCUCCUCCUCGUGUUUAAACCUAAAACACAAAACCUAUAAUGCAGCUAGCCACCAGGGGGCGAUCCGCAUGCUUUGGCUUCAUUUCCGUCUGUACCAACCUGUGGCUCGACCUGUGCAUCACCAAUGUCUAAUAUAAUUAAGAAAUGCUGAGUCAUGACGACAUAACAAUACUUAUAAUUCUUUGAUUUUUGAUCAAGUCAUUUCUUAAAGCCACAGUUCUUCACGACAAUCAGAAAAUUAAAGACACGAUAAAAAAGUUGCUUUAAUUUACAUUUGAAAACAGAAAACGUCCAAGUUGUGCCUCGAACGUAACGAUCACUUUUCUACGAAGAAUUUGCACUGAUGAUGACGGUGAAGUUAUGGAAACAAGCCACGCCUCUUAUCAAGAUUAAAGAGAAUAUCUAAUAAAAAAGGGUUAUUAAAGGGAUCAUUAUGAAAACGUAGAACGGGGGUUUCAACAUAGUUUGAGAUUCCGACAUACACUCGACAUACAACAGCUUAACUUCGAUAAGUUCUAUCUUAACCAGACGUUUGAUUGGCCUCAUGUAGAGCACGAGUUAUGAAUCAUAAUUCAUACACAAGUCAGGUCAGCGUUAAUCAGGUCAGCAACAAAACCAAGGAAAGCAUCAUGUUCGUAUUUAUUCAGCCACAGAACGACUACUUUUGUGUCAUGUAAAAUCAUUUAUAAAUGAAAUCAAGCUGUAGAUGUCUCAGUUUAUAGAUGUUAACUUCACUAACAUUCACAGUAUGAAUGUUGAGUUUCAUUUUAUUUUGUUGAGUAGCAACGAACCAGGAUUUCAUCCCAAAGCUGUAGGACUUCACAAAUAACCCGACUUCACUUUGAGAAGAUUCAUAACCUUCUGUGACAAUGGACUGAAUCAGCAUUUGGAUCAGAAUCCUCAAACUUCUGUGCCAAAACAAAACCAAAACCUACAAUAGAUAUUUUAUUUUUCAGUAUUUUUCCUGGUUUCAGUUUUUUCUUAACGCUGUUUUCACACUUGUUUUAAGGUUUUAAAUGUUAUCAUAGUUUCAUUAUGUUUAUUUAUUUAUUCUUUUUUUUCCGGUGUAUUUUCGAGUCUUGUUUUUGUCGGGGAAAUAGAAACAAACAUUUUUUAAAGAAGAAAGUUCGUAUGUUUAAAAGAAGAACACGGAUGAUGUGUCUGCUCCACCGGAGAUUCACCGGAUGCUUUGUAUUCUGUGAUUGUUUCAGUUUCAGCUCAUGUUCUACAACCUGAAGACACACUGUGCUAGCUUCGUACGGGAAGUAUACGAUCAGAAGCAGAAUGAGUUGUACGUGUUUUAAAGUUCGGGAAAUGUUCCGUAUGCGCAGCUCAGGUGAUGAUUGGACUAGCUCUAUGAAGGGAGCGAUCUGAUUGGUUCAGAGUUCAAACCUGAGCGUCGUUCCCAGUGCGACUCUGGACGAAGACGCAGUGAGAUUUGGACACAACAAGAUGUCCAACAGUAAGAUGUCCAAGCAGCUUCUGUCCGAUCUUGUCUGUCCCGUACGGAGACGCAGGACAGUGUGUGUGAGGGUCGUUGUGUUUCUACGAUUGUGCCAUAGAUGUGAACACUAAGGGCUGUUUCUCUAAAGCCUCCAUGGCCUUCUCUUCUUCGUGCCUCUGUCUCAAUGAUGAACGCUUCUGUCUUCUCUGAAAGGGACGUGUGAGCAUCACCGGGGACACGACUGUCCACUGUCCACUGUCUGGUUGUCUCUGUAAAGAAGUGACUUAUCAAGCUUUUGUUGAAAUACCUUAUUUAUACCUGUCUGUACAAAUGGUCAAAGAGUGUGUGUGUGUGUCUGUGUGUGUUUGUGUGUGUGUGUGUUUGUGUGGUCCAUAUUUGUCUCAUGUUGUGUGGAUUUUAAUCUGUUUAUAAAGUUACGUUAUGGGGCCAUGUUGUCCUUAUUGUACAAACAUCUCAUAUCGUAGGAGAUCAGUAGACCUACACUCCGACCAGAACAAGAUGGAACCUACAAGUCAAUGAUCUCCUCAGAACCAGGGUGAGGUGUUCAGGAGGGAGCUCGGCUUCUGUCCCAGUUUACAGGUCACCCUCUGAACUCGCUGGACGGACCACAUGUCCCAUCAGGCCUGGGGACACCUCAAGACCCAGCAGGGCAGGAGAGCUGAGGGGACGGACGCCUGGGACACUCGACUCCCACCCUCCACCCGAGCCAGGGCAGGUGGAAGACAGAGGACGGAUGGAGAUCACACCGUUAGGGCUGAAAUAUAAGAAGACAAACGUUUGAAUGUUGUCUCGUGAGAGGAGCUGCUGCCACCUUCAUGUUCCUGAAGACACCAGACAUGAACGUCCUGGAGACACAUCCAAUAUAUUAAAGUAUAUUUUUGUGGCUCAGAAGUCACAUGUACCUAUUGUAUAAAUAAGAAGAAUUAUACACGAGAUAUAAUGUUUAAAUCUCUUCUUUAACAACCACUGGACAAAGCCAUUGCUUUGUGUUUGUGCUAAGCUAACCUGCUAACCUUCACUGCAGCUUUGUAUUCGACAAAUAUGAAUAUUUCCCAAAAUGUCAAACUAUUCUUUUAAAAUUAUUAUAUUUUUAGCUGUAUACUCAUUGUAUUCAGAAGUGAUGUUUGCUCCCAGUACCUGAUAUUCACAGGAGGAGGCUCCAGACUGGUUUGAUGCUCAUGGACCAUGGAGAACAUGAGGAGGAACAUCUGUCUGGUGCCUCCUGGAGGAGUCUGUAGAAUCCUGACUGUUCAUAGAGUUCAACCUGAGCAGUUCUCCUCGGUCCAAUGGAUGAGUGUGACUCUGGGUUCAGACUGGUUUGCCUCAGGUGUUGAAUUGUGUGUUCAUGUGUUGAAACGUUUCUUCUCCAGCUCGACUCGUCAACCUGACGUCUACUCGUCUCUGGAUCGUGUUUCAAUAAAGAUAUUUUAAAUUAA